This is a messenger RNA of Apis mellifera (honey bee), 1081 nucleotides long. It is a transcript of the gene mRpL15, whose product is annotated as 39S ribosomal protein L15, mitochondrial. Gene Ontology annotation, biological process: translation. Gene Ontology annotation, cellular component: mitochondrial large ribosomal subunit. The transcript is spliced from 5 exons. The record is from RefSeq and is a predicted model, not a curated record. Lineage: Eukaryota; Metazoa; Arthropoda; Insecta; Hymenoptera; Apidae. Gene Ontology annotation, molecular function: structural constituent of ribosome. The coding region runs from base 147 to 1028 and encodes 293 amino acids.
UUGUAAUAUGGAUGUUUAAUAUUAAGGUUAUGUAUUUUAAAGUGCAACCAAAUUAGAAAAAAAUAAAUGAACAUAAAUCUUAUAAAUAUUAUUAUUGCUUAAAAAAGUAAGAAAAUUUUAACGAAAUAAUAAAAAUUUAUUAAAUAAUGGCUAAACAAGGAAAAGAUUUAGCAUUGUCAAUGUUGCGAACGUUACCGAGACUAUCUUUAAAUAAUAUUCGAGAUAAUCCUGGUGCAAGAAAACCUUCAAAACGUGGUAGAGGUCAACAUGGUGGAGAUAAACAUGGAGCUGGUAAUAAAGGUUCAGGUCAAAGACAGAAUUUUAUGAGACCUGGAUAUGAAACUGGAAAUAAUCCAUUUUAUCUUAGAUUUAGUUAUGAACCAUAUUAUAAAGGACAUCAUUUAAGAAGAGAAUAUCCUCCUUUAUCUCUACAAAAAUUACAAUUAUAUAUUGAUACAAAUAGAAUAGAUCCAUUCAAACCUAUUGAUUUUGUAUCUAUAAUCAAUACUGGAUUAUAUGAUUUUAAAAUAGAAUGGAAACAUGCAGGUAUUCAUCUUACAGAUGAGGGCUCUGAUAAUUUUAAAGCAAAAGUAAAUAUAGAAGUACAAUGGGCUAGUGAACCUGUAAUUGCAGCAAUUGAAAGAAAUGGUGGUACUAUUACUACUGCUUAUUAUGAUACUAAUUCUUUAUUUGCAAUGCAGGAUGUUGAAAGAUUUUUUACUACUGGAGAACCAAUACCACGCAGAUUAUUACCUCCAACAGAUUGUUUAGAAUAUUAUAUGAGUGCAGCAACAAGAGGAUAUUUAGCAAGUCCUGAAGAAAUUUCUCAUGAACGUUUGAUUUUAUCUCAAAAAUAUGGUUAUGAAUUACCAAAAAUUGAAGAUGAUCCUGAUUAUGAAAUGCUUAUAGAACGUAAAGAUCCUAGACAAUUAUUCUAUGGUCUUUCACCUGGUUGGGUUGUUAGUCUUAAAGACAAAGCAAUUCUUAAACCUAAAGCUGAAUAUCUUAAGAAAUUUUAUUCAAGUUAAAGUAUUUAUUUGUAAAAUGUAUUUAGUAAAUAAAUGAAUAACUUUUAAAAUAA